AUGCAACACACUGACAGGCCGGCUUCCCUCACUCUCUCCUCUCUGUAACAAGUCACGUUUUCAGUCAGAAGGCCCUGCGCCAUGGCAGAUCAGCUAAGCCCAGAUGAAAAGUUACACCUCAUCACGAGGAACCUCCAGGAGGUCCUUGGAGAGGAGAAGCUGAAGCAGGUUCUUCAGGAGAGGGAGCUGAAGGUGUACUGGGGCACAGCAACCACUGGAAAACCCCACGUUGCUUACUUUGUCCCCAUGUCCAAGAUUGCAGACUUCCUCAAGGCCGGAUGUGAGGUCACUAUUCUGUUCGCAGACUUGCACGCUUACCUAGACAACAUGAAGGCUCCCUGGGAGCUGCUGGAGCUCAGGGUGAAGUACUAUGAACAGGUCAUCAAGGCCAUGUUGGAGAGCCUCGGUGUCCCGCUGGAUAAGCUCAAGUUUGUCAAAGGAACAGAUUACCAGCUCAGCAGAGAGUACACUCUGGAUGUGUACCGCCUGUCCUCCAUGGUGACAGAACACGACGCCAAGAAGGCUGGAGCUGAGGUGGUCAAACAGGUGGAGCAUCCUCUGCUGAGUGGUCUGCUGUACCCUGGACUACAGGCCCUGGAUGAGGAGUACCUGAAGGUGGACGCUCAGUUUGGAGGAGUUGACCAGAGAAAGAUUUUCACUCUGGCAGAGAAGUACCUGCCCUCUCUUGGCUAUGCUAAGCGCGCCCAUCUAAUGAACCCAAUGGUACCAGGACUGACAGGUGCCAAGAUGAGCUCCUCAGAAGAAGAGUCAAAGAUCGAUCUACUGGACUCAAAAGCAGACGUGAAGAAGAAGCUGAAGAAGGCUUUCUGUGAGCCGGGCAACAUCCAGAACAACGGAGUCCUCUCCUUUGUCAAAUAUGUCCUCUUCCCUCUACGCGGAGAUUUCUCCAUCAAAAGAGACCCCAAGUGGGGAGGAGACAAAAUCUACUCUGUGUUUGAAGAGGUGGAGAAGGACUUCGCUGAGGAGCUGAUUCACCCAGGAGACCUGAAGGCCUCAGUGGAAGAAGCACUCAACCAACUGCUGGAUCCAAUCAGAAAGAAGUUUGAGACACCUGAGCUCCGCAAACUCACCAACUCUGCCUACCCCGACCCCUCAAAGACAAAAGGAGCAGGAAAGGGUGCCAAGGCUGGAGGAGGAGGAGGAACACAGGAUGAUGAGCUGGCACCCUCCAGACUGGACAUCCGGGUGGGCAAGAUCGUCAGUGUGGGGAAGCAUCCAGACGCCGAUUCUCUGUACCUGGAGAAGAUUGACGUAGGAGAGGCAGAGCCGAGGACGGUAGUCAGCGGACUGGUGGCCUAUAUCUCACAGGAGGACUUGCAGGACAGAAAUGUGCUGGUGCUGUGCAAUCUGAAACCCCAGAAGAUGCGUGGGAUUGAAUCUCAAGCAAUGCUGCUAUGUGCCUCUAUUGAAGGGGAGCCCAGGAGGGUGGAGCCUCUCGAUCCUCCGGAGGGGUCAUCGCCAGGGGAUCGGGUCUUUGUGGAGGGGUAUGAGGCAGGCAAAGCAGAUGACAGACUCAACCCAAAGAAGAAGGUGUGGGAGAAACUACAGGUCGACCUGAAGAUAUCAGACGAGUGUGUAGCUCAGUGGCAAGACAAGCAGCUGAUGACCAAACUAGGACAGAUCACAUGUAAGACACUGAAAGGAGGCAACAUCAGUUAAAUACUCAGACAUGACCCUCACCACUGACGUUGCUCCUGCGGGCCACAUCACAACAACAAUACUUUCAUCAACAAGUUGCCAUGGCAAUGACUGUCAAACUUCAUCGGGAUGUUUCUUGGAAGAUGACGGGACAUUACUGCAGAAAGUCUCAGAUGCUUUGGACUGACUUAGACAAAUUGGUUUAUCUGGUUUUGACGUUAUUAGGAAAAAAGUGCAUAAUUCCUAAAAUCAAGAGCCACUCACAACAAAGAUAUCAAUAUUGAAACUGUACUUGCAAAGAGACAUGUGACCCACUAUGAUUCAUUACUGUUGUUUAUUUACCAGGCAUAGUACUGUGCUAUUAACACACUUAACUCUACCAAUGUCUGCAUUCUUAAAUGUUGCUGUACUGGUUGACACAUUCCUGGAAGUAGCUGAUAAGGAAUAUCUCAGGUGUCUAAGAAGGGAAUGAAUGUUUCAGUACUCUUCCUGGUUAAAAUGACACUGUGUUGUUUGCCUUUAUGGUAAAUGUCAGUAGCCACUGUGCCAAAUUCCACUAAUAACAAUGGUUUCCAGGACAGACAUCUGAUGUGUAUAAAAAUCAACAAGCCUUGUACUAUAGGACAGUUGCAUUGGGUAGUGUUGUACAGAAAUCAAUAUUCAGACAUUAACUGUCUUCAUCAAAUAAUGCAUCAUCUCUAAUAUGAAAUAAACGCUGGAUAAAGUC
Molecule: messenger RNA, 2386 nt
Organism: Scomber japonicus (chub mackerel)
Lineage: Eukaryota; Metazoa; Chordata; Actinopteri; Scombriformes; Scombridae
Gene: yars1
Product: tyrosyl-tRNA synthetase 1
Exons: 14
Coding region: 82-1680 (532 amino acids)
Biological process (GO): tyrosyl-tRNA aminoacylation
Molecular function (GO): ATP binding; tyrosine-tRNA ligase activity; tRNA binding
Source: RefSeq, a predicted model, not a curated record